This is a messenger RNA of Lingula anatina, 4011 nucleotides long. RefSeq lists its product as uncharacterized. Lineage: Eukaryota; Metazoa; Brachiopoda; Lingulata; Lingulida; Lingulidae. Gene Ontology annotation, cellular component: cytoplasm. Gene Ontology annotation, molecular function: protein binding. The record is from RefSeq and is a predicted model, not a curated record. Gene Ontology annotation, biological process: regulation of apoptotic process.
AUGGCGGAAAUGAAUGAAAACUUUGACCAAGAGGAUGAUGCACACCAAGCCUUUGAUGGAGACAUAGACAAGCUAGAUAUCCUUAAAAAACUGGAUGAAGAUCCUGAAUACCAAGGACCAGGCACAGACCAGGUCGAAACAUGGACAGACCUAAACCUUAGAGGGCUACGAGACAGAAUCCCAGACAGCAUAUUACGUUGCAAAAGCCUCAGAACACUUGAUGUUUCCAAUAACAGUCAAUUGGACAAAGAGCAAAUAGAAAAAAUCUGUAGGCUCAAGACCAUGGAAGAGUUAGACAUGUCUAAUUCCAGUAUUUCUACAAAAUCGCCCGACAUAGACCUUUCUAUAAUGCCACCUGAUACAUUACAACUUCAGAUGCGGAAGACACUAAGACCGCCUGACGUGUUUCAUGACAAGUUUCAAAUGACUUUAGAUGAAUUUGAGCUUCUGCAAGAGGUCUUCACUACUACGAUUUUUCCUCUGAUAUCACAACUCAAGAAUCUGAAGAAAUUAAAUCUGUCUAAUAACAACUUUAAUCGUGUGCCGUUGCCAUUGUGUGAGAUCGUAAAUUUGGAGUCCCUUGACAUCUCGAAAAAUUCCAUUCGUAGAAUGGCGCCUGAGAUAUCACAACUUGAGAACCUGAAGGAAUUGAAUCUGUCUGAUACGGAACUGAUUAAUUACGCGCUUGAAGAAGAACUGUUCCCAGUUUGGAAAUUGGUAAAACUGGAGAUACUUGACUUGUCUUCAAACUCCAUCUCUACAUUGCCACCUCAGUUAUCACAACUUAAGAAUCUGAAGAAAUUGAACCUGUCUUGGAACGAGUUGAAAGAAAUUGCGUUACCAGUGUGCAAGUUGUUGAGACUAGAAUCCCUUAACCUUGCUGCAAACUCCAUCAAGGCAGUACCACCUCAGAUAUCAAAACUUCAAAAUUUAAAGGAAUUAAACAUAUCUGAUAAUAUUUUGAAAGAAAUCCCCUUGCCAGUGUGUGAGUUGGUGAGACUGGAGGCACUUAACGUUUUGGGAAAUCUAAUCACUACAGUACCACCUCAAAUAGCAAAACUUAAGAAUCUUAAGAAAUUUAAUCUGGCUUUCAACAGGAUGAAAAAACUCCCGUUGCCACUUUGGGGUUUAAUGACACUGGAGACACUUAUUCUUUCGGGAACCAACAUCACUGAAGUGCCACAUGAGAUAUCAAACCUCAAGAACUUGAAGGAAUUAAACAUGUCUGAUAACAAGCUGGUAGAACUCCCGAUGCAAGUAUGUGAGCUGUUGACACUGGAGACACUUAACCUUUCGGGAACCAACAUCACUGCAGUGCCACCUGAAAUAUCAAAACUUAAAAAUCUGAAGGAAUUAAACAUGUCUGAUAACAAGCUCGUAGAACUCACAUUGCCUGUGUGUGAGUUGGUGAGACUGGAGGUCCUUAACCUUUGGGGAAACCACAUCACUAUGAUGCCACAACAGAUAUCAAAACUUGAAAAGUUGAAGAAAUUGAACCUUUCUUGUAACUGGUUGGAAGAAGUCACGUUGCCAAUGUGUGAGUUGGUGCAAUUAGAGACACUUGACCUUUUGAAAAACCCCAUUACUACAUUGCCUCAUCAGAUUACUAAACUUAAGAAUCUGAAGGAAUUAAAAUUGGAUAGAAAACAAUUGACACAGCCACCAUUUGAAAUAGCAGACAGAGGAAAGGACGCAAUUUUUAGAUACUUUCAUGAUCUUAUCAGUACCAAAGCGACAACUUCCUCGAGACUCCAGGUGCAUAUCCUUGGUGAAACUUGUGCAGGGAAGACAAGUUUGGUGAAGACCCUUACCUCUGGAAGCCCUUUUUUAACAGCUAUAGCGGACAGAACACACGUCUUGGAGCAGAUUGUGUGGUCGCCUAAGGAAGAUGUUUUCAUCAACAUUAACGAUUUUGGUGGUCAUGACGUUUAUAGAGUGGCACACAAUUUCUUUUUAACCAAAGAAGCUCUUACUUUAAUAGUGUUUGAUCUCCAGGAUGUAAAUUUAAGAUAUAAACACUCAGUAGGAGACUGGAUAGAAAAUGUUUACGAUAGAGCACCAGAUUCAAUGAUGUUACUCGUAGGUUCGCAUGCAGACUGCAUGAGCAACGAGCAGGAGCUGGAAGCCAGAAAAAAAGGGGUUUUGAGUGCUGUCAUGUCUUACAAAGUUGACAAGGAAUUCAAAUUGAGAACAAGUUUGGAAGAAUUAGAGAAGAAAUCUGAAUUCAAAGAGUUGUAUCCACAGUCAUACAACGAAAAGAUGAACCAUAUUAAAAAGCUAAUUGAGAAACCACCACGCGUUGACAAAAGAGUUUUUGUCACUAGUUCUAAAACUGGAUACGGAAUAGCCGAGCUUAAGGAGGAGUUAGUACGAAGAGCCAAAGAAAAUAAACUAGUACUUCCUGAAACAUGGCUGCAGAAAGUAGAGGAUAUAGAGACAGCAAAACAGAAUAGACAAGACCCUUUCCUAACCCUGGAUUCCCUUGCCAAAAUGUCGGAGAGGGGGCAUGACGAUGCUCAAAGAACUGAAGACGUGUUGAAUUUUCUUCGUGGCACAGGUGCUGUUCUUUGGUUCAAAGACAAACCGUUGCUGAAGACUUUCAUAUUCCACAGACAAGAGGUUUUCAUUGAUAUAUUAAGAGCAGUCCUCCGCCACGAUAUUGAUUUAGUUCUUGCGUAUGGCACCAACCCUUUCAACAAGAAAUACACUGAACGAAAAUUUAAAUGUGCAAGGGAAGAUGUACUGCGAAGAGGUGUCGUCAGUAAAACCAUGUUGGAGUGUUUGUGGUGGCGAUUUAACUUUGGAAAAAGUGGUCUCGACGCUAUGUUAGAAUUAUUAGAGAACUUUGAAAUUUGUUACGUUGUGAAAAGUGAUGAUGAAAACCGAUACCAUUUUCCAUGGCUUCUGAGGGAAGAUCAACCCGAAUGUAUUUCCUCAAAAUGGCCCGCUGUUCCAGCCAGACAGAAGUUGCAGAUUUCAACAGAGAUCCAUUUUCCAACCGCCUGUCCUCCUGCUCUCUACGAAAUGGCAGCAGUCCAUCUUCACGAUUGUUUAGGACAUUACAAAUCAGCACGACAAGACUGGAAGGAUGGUUUUUACGCUGAACUCGACAACCAAUUUCAAAUGUGCUUUGAAAGAAGAGUCAGUGAAAAGUCAUCCAAUGGAAUUCUUCGACUUUCCAUACGCGGCGAAGAUCCUGUUAAACUGAAGGAGCAUUGCCUGUUGAUAUUUCAGAAACUUAUAAAUCUUGUUGGGAGAGAAUGCCCCGGUUCUCCUCGUGAUGAAUAUGUGGUGUGUCCUCACUGUGUACGAGAGCAGAAAAACCUACCAACUCUCUUUGAUGCCCCUAAAAACAUACUGAGUGUUUACCUUGAAGAACAAGCACCUUAUCAUCCGUGUCCCGAGGAAAACCCCAACACCUUGGCUUCAGCAGACUUCUUCUAUCCAGUUACACAAGGGAAAAUGACAGUUUUGCACUGUACAUCCCUUGAAAAACAUGCCAACCAUACUUUGAAGGUCAUUCGUAAUACAUUCAAUGGUCUCCGCAAGAUACUAAGUCGACUCUGUAAAGCUGGUAUAUUGACUGAGGAAGAAAAGAAAGCAAUCCUUGAGCCAGAUGCAGAUGAUAGACUUUCAAGUUUUCUUAAAAGGAAGAGUGAUCUUGCGUUUUACGUGUUUUGUGGUGCUCUCCAUGACAGUGGAAAUGCAGAAACAGCUUGGAUGUUGAGGUUACCCGACUUUGCUAUGAAGCUUCCAGAACAUGCCCUCGGCGAGGUAUUGGAGAGGUUGUUGGAAAAGAAGGCGAUAACACGACAGGACAGGGAUGCCGUGUGGCGUGAACCUUACAAAGAGUUGAGAAUAUCAGCACUAGUGAGGAAGCUUAGGGAAGGAAAGAGAGAUUACGAGGCAGAGCGUGCCUUUAAUGAAUUUGGGGAUGCCAUAGAUGAAGAGAUUGCCAAGCAGAAUGUUUCUAAGGUGUGCAACCUUUGUAAACUGUUAUUUUCCUUAUGA